Molecule: messenger RNA, 1071 nt
Organism: Symbiodinium sp. CCMP2592
Lineage: Eukaryota; Dinophyceae; Suessiales; Symbiodiniaceae
Source: the annotation of a GenBank genome assembly
AUGCCUGAAGUCAAUGGUGUGCGAUUUGCCAGACUCUGGACUCUGGACGGCGACGAGGAUGAUGAUAACGAAUUCGUAUGGAGCCCAGAGAUUGAGGAGCUCGAGCUGAAAGGCUCGCACCUGCUUUCUCUCUUCGAUGGGUUGGAUUCCAGGACGACGGAGGUCAUCGUCAGUGCGCCGAACUUUGGUCACGCAAAGUCCUUGCUGCUGGCAGCCUGCCAGGCUGCAGGUGCCCCAACUUUCUGCCCGGAAGAGGUGGACGCUACAGCAGUCCGUGUUGUCGCCGAUUCCUUGAAGAGCCACAUUGGCAGAGAUGUCUGCGGCCACCGGGCGUCAGUGUCCGAGGAGCUGGGCUGCUUGAUGCUCACAUUGAGAGAUUUUCGCCGUCCGUUUGAUGAGCAGUUCAGUUCCGAGCUGGCUGGCUUGAUCGAAGAAUCCCUUUCGAGCGUGUCUUCCCUGCCUACACUUGGCUUAGACUCCUCGAAGCCGGCAGUGAGCGCAGCAGCCCGGAGGGAGGCCUAUGCAAGCCUAGGACUCGCAGCUGGAGCAGCUGGGACCGUGGUGACAGGAGGCAGUGCGCUCGUGGCUGUCGGCUUCGCAGCAGCAGCCGCAAGCCUCGGCGCGCAUGCUGCGAUGGGGCAGACAGACCCGACAAGCCCAGCAGUGGGCUGCGCCUUUGGUCGGGGAACUUCUAGAGACUUGCGAGUCAGCAGCGCAGCGGCGAUGCUGCGAGAGUUGUUGAAGACUGGGGUGGACCUGUCCUUGGUAGAUGAGCUCACGGACGAGGAGCGUGUCCUAGGCGGACAUUUAGCAGCUCUCAGGGUGAGGGAGGCGCAAGUUGUCGCUUCCGAAGACGACACGCCGCCCACCUUGAUGGCCCCGCUUGGCCUGCUUGUGAACAACGACAACCCACUACUAACAUCCAUGAUUCUUGCAGCAAUGGCAUUGAUCACCGACUCCAUGGCUGGAGCUGGUGAGAUCAAUGGCUAUGUGCUUCGCUCGGUCCGGGUACGUGGUUGCCGUGGUUGUGCUCUGCAGUUUCGAAGGGCUCACUCUUGCCCACUCAUGUAG